GCCAUAUGUCUUUGACCGUGUGUUCCCCCCAAACACGACUCAGGAGCAAGUUUAUCAUGCGUGUGCCAUGCAGAUUGUCAAAGAUGUCCUUGCUGGCUACAAUGGCACCAUUUUUGCUUAUGGACAGACAUCCUCAGGGAAAACACAUACCAUGGAGGGAAAGCUGCAUGACCCCCAGCUGAUGGGAAUCAUUCCUCGAAUUGCCCGAGACAUCUUCAACCACAUCUACUCCAUGGAUGAGAACCUUGAGUUCCACAUCAAGGUUUCUUACUUUGAGAUUUACUUGGACAAAAUUCGUGACCUUCUGGAUGUGACCAAGACAAAUCUGUCUGUGCAUGAGGACAAGAAUCGGGUGCCAUUUGUCAAGGGUUGUACCGAACGCUUUGUGUCCAGCCCAGAGGAGAUUUUAGAUGUGAUUGACGAGGGGAAAUCAAAUCGUCAUGUGGCUGUCACCAACAUGAACGAACACAGCUCUCGAAGCCACAGCAUCUUCCUCAUCAACAUCAAGCAGGAGAACAUGGAGACCGAGCAGAAGCUCAGUGGGAAGCUGUAUCUAGUGGACCUGGCAGGGAGCGAGAAGGUCAGCAAGACCGGAGCAGAGGGAGCCGUGCUGGAUGAGGCAAAGAAUAUCAACAAGUCACUGUCAGCCCUUGGGAAUGUGAUCUCUGCACUGGCUGAGGGCACAAAAAGCUACGUUCCAUAUCGUGACAGCAAAAUGACACGGAUUCUCCAGGACUCUCUGGGAGGAAACUGCCGGACAACUAUGUUCAUCUGCUGCUCACCAUCCAGCUACAACGACGCAGAGACCAAGUCCACCCUGAUGUUCGGGCAGCGGGCAAAGACCAUAAAGAACACUGCCUCAGUGAAUCUGGAGUUGACUGCUGAGCAGUGGAAGAAGAAAUAUGAGAAGGAGAAGGAGAAGACAAAGGCUCAGAAGGAGACGAUCACCAAGCUAGAGGCUGAGCUCAGCCGGUGGCGCAAUGGAGAGAAUGUGCCUGAGACGGAGCGCCUGGCUGGGGACGAUGCAGCCCUGGGAGCUGAGCUCUGUGAGGAGACCCCUGUGAAUGACAACUCAUCCAUUGUGGUGCGCAUCGCACCUGAGGAGCGGCAGAAAUACGAGGAGGAGAUCCGCCGCCUCUAUAAGCAGCUCGAUGACAAGGACGAUGAGAUCAACCAGCAGAGCCAGCUCAUAGAGAAGCUUAAGCAGCAGAUGCUGGACCAGGAAGAGCUGCUGGUAUCCACGCGAGGAGACAACGAGAAGGUCCAGCGGGAGCUGAGCCACCUGCAGUCAGAGAACGAUGCUGCUAAGGAGGAGGUGAAGGAGGUGCUGCAGGCCUUGGAGGAGCUGGCCGUGAACUACGACCAGAAGUCCCAGGAAGUGGAAGAGAAGAGCCAGCAGAACCAGCUUCUGGUGGAUGAGCUGUCUCAGAAGGUGGCCACCAUGCUGGCUCUGGAGUCUGAGUUGCAGCGGCUACAAGAGGUCAGUGGACACCAGCGGAAGCGAAUUGCGGAGGUGCUGAAUGGGCUGAUGAAGGACCUGAGUGAGUUCAGUGUCAUCGUGGGCAACGGGGAGAUUAAGCUGCCAGUGGAGAUCAGCGGGGCCAUCGAGGAGGAGUUCACGGUGGCCCGACUCUAUAUCAGCAAAAUCAAGUCGGAAGUCAAGUCUGUGGUCAAGCGCUGCCGGCAGCUAGAGAACCUGCAGGUUGAGUGUCAUCGCAAGAUGGAGGUGACGGGGCGGGAGCUCUCAUCCUGCCAGCUGCUCAUCUCCCAGCAUGAGGCCAAGAUCCGCUCGCUUACAGAAUAUAUGCAGAGUGUGGAACUAAAGAAGCGGCACCUGGAAGAGUCCUAUGACUCCCUGAGCGAUGAGCUGGCCAAGCUGCAAGCCCAGGAAACUGUGCACGAAGUGGCCCUGAAGGACAAGGAGCCAGACACACAGGAUGCGGAUGACGUAAAGAAGGCCGUGGAGGUGCAGAUGGAGAGUCACAGGGAGGCCCAUCACCGGCAGCUGGCCCGGCUCCGGGAUGAGAUCAACGAGAAGCAGAAGACCAUCGAUGAGCUCAAAGACCUGAAUCAGAAGCUGCAGUUAGAGCUAGAGAAGCUUCAGGCUGAUUACGAGAAGCUGAAGAACGAAGAACACGAAAAGAGCAGCAAACUCCAGGAGCUGACAUUUCUGUACGAGCGACAUGAACAGUCCAAGCAGGACCUCAAGGGUCUGGAGGAGACAGUUGCCCGGGAACUCCAGACCCUCCACAACCUUCGCAAGCUGUUCGUUCAAGACGUCACGACUCGAGUCAAGAAAAGUGCAGAAAUGGAGCCCGAGGACAGUGGGGGGAUUCACUCCCAAAAGCAGAAGAUUUCCUUUCUUGAGAACAACCUGGAACAGCUUACAAAAGUUCACAAACAGGUGGAUGACUGGGUUUCAAAGCUGGUACGUGACAAUGCAGAUCUGCGUUGUGAGCUUCCUAAAUUGGAAAAACGACUUAGGGCUACGGCUGAGAGAGUUAAGGCCCUGGAGGGUGCACUGAAGGAGGCCAAGGAAGGAGCCAUGAAGGACAAGCGCCGGUACCAGCAGGAGGUGGACCGCAUCAAGGAGGCCGUUCGGUACAAGACCUCUGGCAAGCGGGGCCAUUCUGCUCAGAUUGCCAAACCCGUCCGGCCCGGCCACUACCCAGCAUCUUCACCCACCAACCCCUAUGGCACCCGGAGCCCUGAGUGCAUCAGUUACACCAACAACCUCUUCCAGAACUAUCAGAACUUGUACCUGCAGGCUGCGCCCAGCUCCACGUCAGACAUGUACUUUGCAAACUCCUGUACCAGCAGCGGGGCCACAUCUUCCAGUGGGCCCCUGGCAUCCUACCAGAAGGCCAACAUGGACAAUGGAAAUGCCACAGAUAUCAAUGACAACAGGAGUGACCUGCCUUGCGGCUAUGAGGCUGAGGACCAGACCAAGCUUUUCCCUCUCCACCAAGAGACGGCAGCCAGCUAAUCUCCCUCACGGACUGCCGCAUACCUGCACUUUCAGUUUCUAAGAGGGACUGAGGCCUCUCCUCUCAGCAUGCUGCAAACCUGUGGUCUCUGAUACUAACAACUCCCUCCCAACCCUCGUUGUUCAACUGUACUGUUUGAUGUCUUCUCUUACUCUGUAUCUCUUUGUACUCUGUAUCUAUAUAUCAAAAGCUGCUGCUAUGUCUCUCUCCUCUCUGUCUUAUUCUCUAAGUAUCUAAUGAUGUAUUUAGCAAUUUCUAAGCAUAGUAUACUCACUCUCCUCAUUUGGGGCAAUAGGGAGGAGGGUGAGUGUUCCUUCUUUCAAACACGUUUCUCUCACACUGAGUGGUGUUAGUCAUGGAGAUGAUAAAAGGAAAAAUGGGAGCUAGAGGGCCGUAAUCCUUCUCACACACACACACACACACACACACACACACACGCACACACACAAAGCCUUAAGCAGAAGAAUGUCUUAGCGUCAGAAGAAGACACAGAAAUAGACUCGCCCCUCCUUUUUCGCCAACAGCACAGGGGAGGGUAACCUGGAAGGACUGCUACCUGACACGUAGAAUUUUCUUCAUAUACCCCUCAACUGAACCACCUUCCCUUUUUGUACCUUUUGCCUUCCUCUUCCUGUCCCCUGACCCCCUGCCCCAAUGACCAAGGACAUGGAUUGUUCAAGGGACCAUUUCCCUUUCUCCUCAAAACUCCUUUUGAUAUUCUCUGUCCCAGAACUCAUGAACAGAACCUAGAGUUGCUUUAAAAUAUUUGGAAAACUUGAGGAGGCAGACCCUUCCCAACAGUCUGUCAGUGGCUGCUCAUAUGUCCGGUGAUAGUUACAGGCACGUGUAGUCAGCGAAUUGCUUCUUUGGGUUUGGGGGUGAACAGGCUGGGAAAUUCCAAGUAUUUUUUGCCACAGUGAUGAGCUGGAUUCCUUUCUCUGUCCCAUAUUGGGCUGCAUGUUCUCAUGUCCACCUUUUGGUUUGGGACCUUCCAGUUCAUUAGCAAAAUAUCUCUCUCAAGAUGCCUUCCUUUCAGGCUAGAGCCUGACUUUUCCCCAUGAUGCAUAAAAAAUUUUUUUUAUUUGACAGAAUUCCUUUGAUAAUGUCCCCAUCUGGUUUUAAGUGCACUUUGAAGAAAUGGGCAGAGCAGAUUUUCCAGACUGGGGAGGGGGUGGUGAGGGGGGAGUUCUCUCCCCCCAACACUGCUCCAUGUAAUUGAUAGGACUGUUACUUUGGUUUCAGACAUCCUUUCCUUCCACAUGGUGCUAAGGUGGUUUUCUAGGUAACUACAGGGAUGGAGAGUGGAGGUCAAAAUCAAGAAAGUCCAAAUCAAGAAAGUCUGGUGUCCAGAUACCCAGUCUUACAUAGGAUGGAAGAACAGGAUCCCCCAGCAGCAGGGCAACCAUCACCUAGCUUCUAAGGCAAGAAAGAAAGCUUGGGGGGAGUGCCAGCUUAUAAAUAUAGGCUGUAUUAGCCUGGGACUCCUUCAAGGGAAAAAGUUCCUUCUUCCUUUACCUGUUGGGCCCCUCUUAGCAAUUAUGGAAAAAUGCAGGGAAAAAUCUACCAGAAGGGUGUAGAGUAAAUCCAAGGCAGCGAUAUUCAAACAUUUUUAAAAAUAAAUCUUAUAUAGAACCCUGAUAUAAAAAAUAACCCAAAGUGACGCAGACCUGGGCAGUUUACAUUUUCUUUAUUUGGUGGAAAAUGCUUCCUUAGUGGAGGAGCUCUUGAAUGGUCCUAAGAAUUCAGAACCUGAGGGUUCUGUAGUUUGCAAACCACUCCUCUUAGGGAAAGGGGUUCAGCUUGGCUCCCCUGCCCCAAGCCCCUAACUCAGAGCAGAGAAGGAAAGGCCCAAUGGGAGAAGAAGGAAGAUGCCUGUGCACCUGUGGACUUGAGCUAAUAUUUGCCAAGAGGGCAGCUGAGAAGCCAGUGGGCUUUAUGUAAUCUUGCCACCAAAUAAUUCUUUUAAAACGCACAAGAAAACUUGAAGGUGUCGGGCAGAUGAGGAGAGAGAUGUAAGGGAAAUCUAAUUCACUUACAUAAAUAAGAAUACGCACGCAAGGCCUUCACCAGAAGCUUCACUCUACGUCCCCCCCACCCCAGCAUCCCUUUCCAGAGAGCCAGGGUCACCACAAGGGGCACCUGGCCUGCCCACUCCCAUCUGCCAAAAUGUUGCAUGCCAGUGUGGAAGACAAACCAAGCCGCACAAACCCCAGUGUGUAUUUACUUGAUGUACAUAGAUACCUUGAAAAUAAAAUAAAUUCAAUGAUGA
Molecule: messenger RNA, 5256 nt
Organism: Leptonychotes weddellii (Weddell seal)
Lineage: Eukaryota; Metazoa; Chordata; Mammalia; Carnivora; Phocidae
Source: RefSeq, a predicted model, not a curated record